Molecule: messenger RNA, 2355 nt
Organism: Diaporthe citri
Lineage: Eukaryota; Fungi; Ascomycota; Sordariomycetes; Diaporthales; Diaporthaceae
Exons: 5
Coding region: 1-2355 (784 amino acids)
Molecular function (GO): oxidoreductase activity, acting on NAD(P)H
Source: RefSeq, a predicted model, not a curated record
AUGACAACACUUGAACCCUUGCCAGACCACCAACGUGCCAUCGUGGAAGACGAAGCUGGCCAGCCAGUCCUCGCCAACGAUGUCGCACUUCCAGCUCUUCUACCAAAGACCCUCCUGGUCAAGACCACAGCAGUCGCGAUCAAUCCCUUCGACUACAAGAUGCCGAAAAAUUUCCCUUCGGCCGGCGCCACCGUCGGUAUAGACUUCGUCGGCAGAAUCGUGCGCAUCGACGCCGAGGCUGCGGCGCUGCGGUCGGACUUGGCGGUGGGAGACACGGUCUGCGGCUUCAUCCACGGCUCGAACCCUGCCGCGCCUGACAGCGGCGCCUUUGCUGAGUAUGUGCGGGCUCCAGCGCAGCUGGUGUACAAAGUCCCAGCGACUGUGAAAGUCGAAGAAGCUGCGACAUACGGAUGUGCUAUCGCCUCUAUGUGCCUGGCCUUGUGGAAGUCCUUGGGCUUGCCAGCUUCGCCGAUGCAAUCCUUGGCUUCUGAGAGCCCGGCGUACGUUCUUGUAUAUGGGGGAAGUACUGCGACUGGAACAAUGGCCCUGCAACUUCUGAAAUUAUCUGGCUAUACGCCGAUAGCUACCUGCUCACCAAAGAACUUCUCCCUCGCCAAAUCAUUCGGAGCUGAACACGUCUUUGACUAUUCUGAUCCGGAGACGGCCAAUAGUAUUCGAAAAUUGACGGCCAACAAGCUGCGAUAUGCACUCGACUGUAUCACCGACAAAGAUUCGGUGACCCUGUGCUAUGCUGCCAUCGGCCGCAUGGGCGGCAAAUACGCCUCGCUUGAGUUGUGUCCCGAGGAGUUACAAACGCGAAAGGCUGUCCAGGCCAAAUUUGUGUACGCACUUGAGAUAUUUGGGCAGCCUAUUUCAUUGGGCAAGGGAUACGAUUCUGAGGGGAGUGUUGAGCUGUACGAGUUCGCCGUGAGCUGGUACAAAGUAUUUCAAAAGCUGCUGGAUGAGGGAAAGUUGCGGUCUCACCCUGUGCAAUUGCUUGAGGGUGGACUUGAAGGUGUCAAAGAUGGAAUAGAGCUUCUGAGGACUGGUUACCUUGGCAUUGCAAUCCCGAGGUCGUGGUCAUCCGGCUUCGCUGGCACGAACGGAAUGCCCAAGCAGUACACAUACCACGGUCUUGCCACCAAAUCAACAGUCCGGCUCAUCAAAUUGGAAGAGUUGAAGGUGGAAGACCGAAUAGCAUGCAAGAUUCGCUACGCCGAACAGUCCACCGCUGAAUACGAUGCAUUAUCCUAUGUGUGGGGAGAUGACACCCCAAGAAGAGACAUCCUUAUAUACAACGACGAUAAUCACGAAUGGACUUCCUUUCGCGUACACGAGAAUCUUUGGCAAUUCUUGGACAAUAUCUGGCGGCGACAGAUCUUCGACCGCUGGCUUUGGACCGAUUGUGUUUGUCCCAACCAAAGAGACGACGAGGAGAAAAAAGAGCAAAUUCCGCGAAUGGCUGACAUAUAUCGCAAUGCUGUACGAGUGAUUGCUUGGCUUGGGCUGUCAGCGAGCCAAGGGGAACAUUUACUCCCCAUCCGGGACUAUGUUCAGGCGAAUGGAUCCGCGCGUGCGAGAGAAUGGAGGACACUAUUUUCGGAGGAAUCAAUCCUUGCUGCCAAAUCCGCGUUUUGGGCAGAAUACUGGGAACGUGUCUGGAUAGUGCAGGAAGUUGCGAGUGCCGCGGAGAUCGUUUUCUUCGUUGGAGAUGUGGACAUGACAUUCGACGAGUCAUGUAGGCGCAAGCAGGUCUAUGGCAUACUCGGCCUGGUGGCAAACCUCAGCGACGGCACAUCACCACUUGAGCACAUCGGAAUCGACUACGACAAUCCCCCAGCGGACGUGUUCCUCGAUGCUAUUCUCGAAUCUCAUGAGUCUUGGACUCGUCCCACAACGUAUUCUGCAGCAAUAGACCCACUCCUGAAACGUCCCGAUAACACCAAGACUUGGGAGCCGGUCUUCACUUUUCUCGCAAGAUGUACAGAGAGCAAUCGCACAUCGCAGAGACACAAAGAGCUAGCGAAACUUGUCCUCUCAGUCAGCGAUUCCUUGUACUUCAUCGCAUCCACUUCAGGUUCUCCACCUGGAAACGGAUCCACGUUACAAGCCUUCUACAGACUUGUUCCCAAUCUUAUUUCCGCCUUCUACGACGAAGACAUGAAACGUACCGCGCAGUCCAGCGCAGCCAUGCUUGGCGUUACUCUCGCCCUUUUCAAUCGCGACGACGAAAUGAGCCGGAUGACUGAGGACUGGAAAGCCUGCCGACGUUCCAGAGUCGAGGCUAGUUCUCCGUGGCGAUGUGCUGCCCACCAGUCGUCGGCACGCGCCUGGCUCCCGUUUCAGCAUAUAUAG